CCACCAUCUCUCGAGUUUUAUUCUACCUUCCUGCACAUUAAUUUGCUGCACAUUUCGCUUCAAUUCCUUUUCCUUCGACCAGUUAUUUUUUGUGUGAAACUUUGCAAAGAUGGAACUCGACAAAGACCAACUCAAGUUACUGAAAAAUGCCUUUGACGUAUUUGAUACGGAAAAGAAUGGUUACAUUCAAACAGAGAUGAUAGGGAUGAUUUUGGAAAUGCUUGGGCAGAGGCUAGACGAUAAAUCUCUGGCGGCAGUUAUUCGGGAGCAUGAUCAGCGACAGACGGGGAAAUUAGAUUUUGAGAAAUUCGCACAAUUGGCAUCCAAGUAUGUGGAGGUUGAGGAGGAUUUUGAGGCUGUUCAGAGGGAACUUAAGGAAGCUUUUCGACUCUACGACAAAGAGGGCAAGGGGUACCUAACGCUAGAGGUCUUGCGUGAUAUUUUAAGGGAAUUGGAUGACAAAAUCACAGAGGACGACCUUGACAUGAUGAUUGAUGAAAUCGAUGCCGAUGGUUCGGGAACGAUUGAUUUUGAUGAAUUUAUGGAAGUCAUGACAGGUUAACAAAUUUCAGUGAAAAUACCAUCAAUUUUUCUUUUGUGAAUAAAAACGACAUUAUGUUACAUUUCUCUCUGUACUGCAUCAUAAUAAAAUGAAAAGAAAAAAAGAAAAGAAAAAGAAAAUCAAUUGAAAUGGUAUAACUGAUGUUGAAAUAGAGAAGGAUCUAGAGGUUUUGCAGUAAUGUAAUAGCUAUCACAUUAUAUGUAUAAUUCAAAAAUCAUUUCUGUAGUCUAAUAGAUAAAAUUCCUUCUCUAUGUAAUAAUUACAUACAUAGCUAUACCCUAAAUGUAAACUGAAUUAGACAAAAAAAAUGUAUCAAAUUGUUGUUUUAUAAUAAUUUUAUAAUAAAACCUAGUAUUGGUUCAAAUAAAUUAUCAUGAUCACUUUGCGUUGGCUCAUGCGACAACUCAA
Molecule: messenger RNA, 970 nt
Organism: Lutzomyia longipalpis
Lineage: Eukaryota; Metazoa; Arthropoda; Insecta; Diptera; Psychodidae
Product: troponin C-like
Exons: 5
Coding region: 110-562 (150 amino acids)
Molecular function (GO): enzyme regulator activity; calcium ion binding
Source: RefSeq, a predicted model, not a curated record